GCAGCAAUAGCAUUUGGCUCCUUCAAAGUCUAUAAACUACUCUACUCUCUUUGCUCCAUGCUCUUAAAAUAACAGGCACCACCACGCUGAUAGAAAAAGAAAGCCUUUUCUUUCUCUUUCAGCUCCAUAAAACCUUGUCUUUCUCUACUCUCAACCUUUGAACAACAACACAUGGAGCUUGCUUUGAGCUUAGGGGAAGCACCUAAGUCCUUCACUUUGCUUGACAACACUCCCAAACUACCUAAUAACAAGGAUCCAGUGGGUUUCUGCAUAGCACUUGGUGCUGCUGCUUCCUCCGCCGGAAAAUCCUCCGAGGAAGACAGAAGAGGAUCCUCAGAUCCGCCAGUUCAGCUCGACCUUCUCCCUUCAACGCCGGUUCUUCGCUCCCAACACCCAUCUUCACACCUUCGAAUUCCAUGGCUCAACGAUGCACUUGGUUUGGAGAGGGUGACAUCGGAGGCACCGGCGGCGAGGGCGUUGGACGUGAACUCUUUCCCGGUGGCUCCUGCGGCGGGAGAAGACGGGGACGACGGCGCUGCACUGUCUUCGCCUAACAGCGCCGUAUCGUCCUUUCAGAUGGAUUUCUGUCUGAGAAACGGGAACGGUGGUAACGGCGGUGAUGGUGCGGCGGCGAUGAUGAGGAACAGGAGAGACGUGGAAGGUGGUGAGGGCAACGACAGAGGCACCAGCGAUGACGACGAGAACGGAUCCACCAGGAAGAAGCUCAGGCUCUCUAAGGAACAAUCUGCGUUUCUUGAAGAAAGCUUCAAAGAACACACCACCCUUAAUCCUAAGCAGAAACUGGCUCUUGCGAAACAGUUAAACCUUCGUCCCCGUCAAGUUGAAGUUUGGUUUCAGAACAGAAGAGCAAGGACCAAGUUGAAGCAAACGGAGGUGGAUUGCGAGUACUUGAAGAGGUGCUGUGACACCUUAACGGAAGAGAAUCGGAGGUUGCAGAAGGAGCUUCAAGAGCUGAGGGCAUUAAAGACUUCUCAACCCUUCUACAUGCAGCUUCCGGCCACCACUCUCACAAUGUGCCCUUCUUGUGAAAGGGUCGCCACCAACACCGCCGCUAAUAACAAUGACGCUUCUCAGAUUGCUUCCGCUUUGUCUCUUAGUAACAAGCCCAGAAUCUUGCCAUUUCCUAAUACUCAGGCCCAUCCUCCUCCGGCCCAAAAGGCCCAUCAAUGAUCAUCAUCAUCAUCAUCAUCGUUCUCGACCCUUUUUCGUCUUUUCGCUUAGCUUCCUCCCCCUCAUUUUCCAUUUGUAUAUAGUUUUCCCUUUUUGUGUUGAAUUUUAGACCUUAUCUUUUAUUAUUCCAUUCUUUUUUUUGUUUUUGUUUGAUAGCUACUCUGGAUUAUAUUAAAAGAACAUGAUGAUCCUUUUUGUCGAGAUCACUGAGGGAUGGAGUAGCACAGAUUUUGUAAGCCAAAUGUGGAAUGAAACCCUUGUUUUUCAUCAUCACUUCUUGUUUUGUGUUUUGUAGUAGUU
Messenger RNA from Arachis stenosperma, 1491 nucleotides. Its product is annotated as homeobox-leucine zipper protein HOX11-like. Gene Ontology annotation, cellular component: nucleus. NCBI's taxonomy places the organism in Eukaryota, Viridiplantae, Streptophyta, Magnoliopsida, Fabales, Fabaceae. The record is from RefSeq and is a predicted model, not a curated record. Gene Ontology annotation, molecular function: sequence-specific DNA binding; DNA-binding transcription factor activity, RNA polymerase II-specific. Gene Ontology annotation, biological process: regulation of DNA-templated transcription. Bases 172 to 1191 code for a protein of 339 amino acids. The transcript has 4 exons.